GUUGAUUAUUAUGCCACCAAAUAUUGUUGCUUCUUCUUCUAUUAUUACCGCAGACGUUGCUUCUGUGGUUCCAAAAAAGGUUAAAAACGAAGAAAAAAGAGUUUUUAGUUGGGAAGAAGUAUAUUACUUUGUUUCUUCAAAUCAAAUAAAAUGCAUUCAUCGUAAUGAACAAGUACAAGCAAUAUAUAACCAAUGGAUGAAGGACACUUUAGAGAAAUAUGGUUCAAUCGAAAGUUACUUAUUAUCUACUAAAUUAAAAGAAUUUGUUAAUACUACUACUACUACAGAAGUAGUAAUCGAUCCAUAUCGGCCCAAGGUCAUUAUUCUUCCUAAUGACUUUCCUUAUUCAGUGGAUAAAGGGAUUCAACAUAUCUUGCUUUGGUCACAGACUCCAUUAGCUCGUAAUUAUAUAGAAGAGACCUUGGAAUCAAAUUACGGUCGUAAAUCGUAUGAAUGGGUCUAUUUUGUAAAUCCAUCUGAAAUUCAAAGUGUACGUAAAUUACCUCAUGUUCAUGUCUUUUGCGUUCUCGACAUUCAAUCGGAUCACAGAAAGAAAAAUAAAAUGUAUUAUUUAAUAAAACACAGAAAGGGAGAGAUUUGUUUUUUAAGUUCAAGUGUAACGUGA
Messenger RNA from Cokeromyces recurvatus, 625 nucleotides. RefSeq lists its product as uncharacterized. The transcript is spliced from 2 exons. Gene Ontology annotation, biological process: N-acetylglucosamine metabolic process. Lineage: Eukaryota; Fungi; Mucoromycota; Mucoromycetes; Mucorales; Mucoraceae. Bases 11 to 625 code for a protein of 204 amino acids. Gene Ontology annotation, cellular component: cytoplasm. The record is from RefSeq and is a predicted model, not a curated record.